Messenger RNA from Puma concolor (puma), 1623 nucleotides. The record is from RefSeq and is a predicted model, not a curated record. NCBI's taxonomy places the organism in Eukaryota, Metazoa, Chordata, Mammalia, Carnivora, Felidae.
AUGGUGACAAUAACAGCCACUAACAAGGACAAGGAGCCAGACGGCGUGGACCUGGUCUCGGAGCUGCGCGCGGAGAACCAGCGACUGACGGCGUCGCUCCAGGAGCUCCAGGAGGGUCUGCCGCAGGAGGCCAGCAGGCUGGGGGCCCCAGGCUCGGAGCGCAUCCUCCUGGACAUCCUGGAGCAUGACUGGCGGGAGGCACAGGACAGCAGGCAGGAGCUGUGUCAGAAGCUGCACGCCGUGCAGGGGGAGCUGCAGUGGGCCGAGGAGCUGCGGGACAAGUACUUGCAGGAGAUGGAGGACCUGAGGCUGAAGCACCGCGCGCUGCAGAAGGACUGUGAUCUGUACAAGCACCGCAUGGCCACUGUCCUGGCCCAGCUGGAGGAGGUGGAGAAGGAGCGCGACCAGGCCAUCCAGAGCCGUGACCGGAUCCAGCUGCAGUACUCACAGAGCCUCAUCGAGAAGGACCAGUACCGCAAGCAGGUGCGGGGCCUGGAGGCCGAGCGCGACGAGCUGCUGACCGCGCUCACCAGCCUGGAGGGUGCCAAGGCCCUGCUGGAGGCGCAGCUGCAGCGGGUCCAGGGGGGCUCCUGCCUCAAGGCUUGUGCCUCUUCCCAUUCCCUGUGCUCCAACCUGAGCAGCACCUGGAGCCUCAGCGAGUUCCCCCCGCUGCUGGGAGGCCCGGAAGCAGCUGGGGAAGCAGCCGUCAUGGGGGGAUCUGAGCCCCACACCUCGGAGGAGGCCACAGAUAGCGAGAAGGAGAUCAAUCGGCUCUCCAUCCUGCCCUUCCCCCCGAGCGCCGGUUCCAUCCUCCGCCGGCAGCGUGAGGAGGACCCCGCACCCCCUAAGAGGUCUCUGGCCAUCCGAGUGUCUUGCCGGAGCCCCCCGGGGGGGCCUGAGCCCCAGGACAAGGGCCCAGACGGCCUGUCAUUCCUUGGGGACAGCUGGUCUGGGGCCGUGGUGCGGAGGGUGCUCUCUGGGCCAGGGUCUGCCAGGGGGGAGCCGAGAGAGCCAAGGGCAGAGGCUGCUGGCCUGGAGGGGGCAGGCCUGGAAGGUGAGGCCCAGCAGAGAACCCUGCUCUGGAGCCAGGCGUCCACACUCCCCUUCCUGAUGGACUUCAAGGCCUGUCAGUCCUUCCACGAGGCCCUAGAUGCCUGGACAAAGGGGCUGAGCACUGAGCCCUUCUAUAUUCGAGCCAACCUCACCCUGCCCGAGCGUGCAGACCCUCAUGCCCUGUGUGUGAAAGCCCAGGAGAUCCUGCGGCUGGUGGACCCGGCAUACAAGCGGCGGCAGGAGUGGUUCUGCACACGGGUCGACCCCCUUACGCUGCGGGACCUGGACCGGGGCACUGUGCCCAAUUACCAGAGAGCCCAGCAGCUCCUAGAAGUUCAGGAGAAAGGGCUGCUCUCCAGCCGGCACCGAGGGCCCCGAAGUAAUGUAAGCAAUGCUGGGCAGGCUGGCAAGGGUCCGGGGAGAGGGCCUGCCAAGGCCCUCAGCCCGCCCCAGCAACCCCUGCCCUGCCCCAAGGCCCUAGGAGCCCAGAAGGGCAGGGGAGGCCAGACCGCUGCAAAGGCCCAGCGCACGGUGAGGUCGAACCACGAGCGGGAGCUGAAAGCAGCUUAG